AAGAAUAACUUCCCAAUUCAUCCAUUCUAUUUACUGAUCGUUUCAUAUAUAGAUCAGUGAGAUUAAUCAAGAAGAUACAGAGAUCAGAAUGGAGGAGAACCAUCAAGAAAUUACAUCACUUUUCAAUUCUUCUGAUGCACAAAACAGCCAAGUUAUAAUAGAAAUGUCAUCCAUGGAAGAAGAUAUUAUAAGAAAGCUUUAUGAGGCAUCAAAGAUUGGAUGUGUACAAACCUUGAAAACUCUCAUUCAAGACAAUCCAGAUCUCAUUCAUAAGGCUUUGAUUUAUACAUCUUCCAUUACAAUUGAGACUCCAUUAUUGCACGUCUCAGUUUUUCAUGGCCACCUUGAAUUCACUCAGUUGCUUUUGGAUCACAACCCUCAACUUGCUGCUGAAGUUGAUGCCUUCCAAAGAACUCCACUUCACAUAGCUUGUUCAAAUAAUGGGGAUAUGGAGAUUAUUAGAGCUUUGUUGGAGAAGAACACAAGUGCUUGCUUGGUUCAAGAUCUUAGUGGCCUCAUUCCUCUUCACUACGCAGUGAUUAGCGAGAAUAUUGAAAUGAUGGAAUUGUUGAUAAAAGCAAGGCCACAAUCUGUUUUGAUGAAGUUGAACAACAAUAAUGGUAAAACUGUUUUACAUUUAUGUGUAGAAGGUAACCAUUUGGAGGGAAUGAAGCUGCUAAUUGCUCAAACAUUAUUAUUUGAUAAGGACUUUCUCAACGCAAUGGAUGAUGAAGGAAAUACUAUUUUGGAUUUGUCUUUAAUGUUAAGACGAAUUGAGAUGGUAGGGUAUUUACUCAUGAUUCCAGAAGCAAAAACUAGAACAAAUGAUAUAAAAGAAAAAUUACUCGAAUCACAAAAGAUCACAAAGACGAGAAACCGCAAAACGCAAAGACGAGAAUCGGUAUCAUUGAGCACCAAAAAGCGACCAAUAGGACGAUGGAAGGUAUGGAGGAAGAAACUAAAGUACAGAGGGGAUUGGGUUCAAGAAGUGCAAGGCACAAUGAUGCUUGUGGCUACCGUGAUCGCGACCGUGACUUUCCAAGGGGGAGUGAAUCCUCCAGGUGGCGUUUGGCAACAAGACACUCCAUUCAUUUAUUCGAGUAUCACCAAUACUACAAAAAAUGGCUUUAGCGAAUGGUACAAGGAUUUUGGCUUAUAUGAGGAGUAUUCUUACCUCCGGAACAACACAAGUGUAUUAUUUCCAGCUGGAACUGGAGUAAUGCGAUUUCAACAACCACUACUGUGCUCUUUAUACUUAUGGGUUAAUACAGUGUCAUUCUUGGCAUCAAUGAGCGUGAUUUUAAUGAUCGUUAGUCGAUUUCCGCUAAAAAACAGGAUUUGUAGUUGGCUCUUGACGUUAGACAUGUGCAUAGCAGUGGUAUCCUUAGCAAUUGGGUAUUUGCUUGGAGUUAAAAUGGUUAAUCUUUUGACUUUUCCGGAAAAGGAAGAUUUUAGUAAUUCCGAUGUAUUUUCUUUAACUGUUAUAUGUUGGUUCGGGAUCGUCGGACUUGUUUGCCUAUGGUUCAUAACUAGCAUUCUUAUUUGGAUGGUGAAGACCUUAUGCCACUCUUUCACCUCUAAGGUCAAACCCCACAGCUUCAAUGUUAACUCAACCAGGUUUUCCCAAUAUUAUUCAUCAACUUCAAAUUAAAGAUCAUGGAGUAGGUAUAUGUGUUUCAUUUCUUUUUCUUUUGUAGACUGCAGUGGUUGUGUAAUUUGUAAUCAAAUUAAAGAAAAGACUACAAAUGUUAAAUUAUACUA
This is a messenger RNA of Cucumis melo (muskmelon), 1761 nucleotides long. RefSeq lists its product as uncharacterized. The transcript is spliced from 2 exons. NCBI's taxonomy places the organism in Eukaryota, Viridiplantae, Streptophyta, Magnoliopsida, Cucurbitales, Cucurbitaceae. The record is from RefSeq and is a predicted model, not a curated record. The coding region runs from base 89 to 1651 and encodes 520 amino acids. Gene Ontology annotation, molecular function: protein binding.